AUGACAAGCACCACUGAAUCGCAUAUUGCUCAAAUCAAGAGGCUGGCUCCAUAUCUUGACUCACACAUUCUGCUUUAGUUCCUUAAAAAUCACGUGCCAAACUCUGAUAAGCUUCAAGAGCAGCUCACUAACUCUUUAUUGAUCUCACAGAAGGAGAAAGUGCAACAACUCGAAGAAGAUGCUAAGAAUGAGGCUUCAAAGCUAUUAACACUCUUAAAUAAUCAUCAGGAGUUCCAAAAACUGAGAUCAGACAGAGAAUUCACUCUUGAAAAGCUGCAAGAAGAUAAGGGUAUCUAGCUUCAAGAUUGCAAAAAGCUAUUUGCCUAUGCUAAACUCUAGUAUGAAGCAGGUGAAUACAAAUCUGCUGAGAAGUAUCUAUUCCACUUGAAGGAAAUUUUGACUCAAGAGCAACAAACUUAGAUUGAAUUCGUCUUGUAGGUAUUCUGGGGUCUACUAUCAAGUGAAAUUCUUCUUCAAAGGGAGAAGCAAACAGUAGAGAACACUACUUUGAGAAAGCUUAAGGAAUUCAUUGAGAAACUUCAACAAGAACAGGUUCACUCCUAUCAGGAAAGCAUGAGUCACAAGGCCUGGUUGUUGCAUCAGAUAUUGGUAUACAGCUUCAGCAACAAUUACACUGAUUUGUUUGCUGACAUUCUUACCAACAGAGCAGUUUAUGGAACCGUAUUCUUGAAUAUCAUUCAGAUUAAGAGUCAGUAUCUUCUCAGAUAUUUAGUUGCUUCUUUACUCUUGAAGAGAGAAGUUGAUGAACUCUUAGAGACUGCACUUCCAAUCAUCCUUCAAGAAAAGGAUCAAUACUCAGAUGUUUUCACAGAAUUCAUUGAAGCACUAUAUGAAGAUUUCGACUUCGAUAGAGCACAAAGUCUAGUUUAGAAAAUUGCUGAAGAAGCCCAAAAUGACUUAUUAUUGAAGAACUUUGCCACUCAAUUGUAAAAUCAAGCAGGACUCUUAGUCUAUGAAGUAAAGAGCUAAAUUUACAAGUCAGUAGAUCUGUCUCAACUUGCUGCUGAUACUGGCAAGGAUCACACCGAGGCAUUACAUUUACUCGAAGAGAAUAUGAAGGAAGAGGGUUUUUCAGUAGAUGUCACUCCAGACCAAAAGACUUUCACUUUAGUGGGUCAGCUUGCAGAUACCAAGGGAAGAAUAGAGAUGAAAACUAAUCUAAUGGUUCAGAGAACGAUUCAGCUUAACGAACAUUACUAAAAACAAUUACAAUUUCUGAAGACUUAGCAGAAUUUGCAAGCAUUAGAUGGUUUCGUGACUGGCUUAACUCUCCCUCAUUUCUUAAGUGAAAAUGUCUAUAUGACUCUAGCAACUUGCUUCCUUAGGCCUCAUCUCAAGUUCAAGGAAUAUCUGGACAAUAAGCCGGAGGAUAUGGCUCUCUCCACGCAGGUCUUGGAUUAAUAUGUCAAGGACACUCUAACCUCCUUCUUGAAAUUCUUCGUUAUUAUUGGGCCAGUCAUUUAUUAUACUCAUAUAAAGAAAGAAGAAGUCUAAUUGUUAGAGAAGGAUAAGGAUAAUGUCCCAAUAAUGACAACUAAAGAUAAAUAUUCUCAAAUCUUAAUAAAAAUGAAGGAAAAAGAGUUGAGUGAAGCAGGAGAGCAUCUUGCUUCAGAAAAGAAGUAGAUCAGCUUUUAGGACUAUGAAAAAUUUAUAGAGUAACUAGAAAAAGAAAAGAAGUUCUAGGUAUUGGAAAGAAACAAUCCAGAUUCAUUAUUGUAUGGAAAGGAAAAAGGAGAAGAACUUUAACAGUUAAAGCACGCUAAAGAAUUAUGA
Molecule: messenger RNA, 1794 nt
Organism: Stylonychia lemnae
Lineage: Eukaryota; Ciliophora; Spirotrichea; Sporadotrichida; Oxytrichidae
Source: the annotation of a GenBank genome assembly